AUGGCAAAGAUCUCUUCCGUACUAUCCGGUCUUGUUGUGACCCUAGUCAUCGUAUUGGGAUGCAACAUCGAUGAGGUUGCAGCGAGAGACGUGAAGCUAGUGAAACUCCGCGAUGUAAAACCCGAAACUUUGAAAACAUUGAAAAAAGAAGAACAAGUAGAGCUCAUGAAAGGAGAGGCAAAGACCAAGCUUCUAAAAGAGAUCGAGAAGGCGAAUAAAAUGCUCAGAGAGUUGAAAGCGUCCAAGAAGCAAUCAAAAGGUGAUAUGAAAGACGAGUUGGGUUCUUUGGUGAAAUCUGAAGCGCUACUUAAUGAUAUUUCAAGUUCUCUCAAGAGUGGAACGUUCAACGCUAACAAAGCUAACAUUUUUGUUGAGAAAGAAUCAUUUUUCUACAGAGCAUGGAAGGAGAAUGCUUAUCGUUCGAUUGUUCCGGAGAAAGAGAAAGAGUUUAUGAAGACGAUUAAACACAUUGUCAAGUUAUUAAAGAAGACUUAA
Molecule: messenger RNA, 495 nt
Organism: Microthlaspi erraticum
Lineage: Eukaryota; Viridiplantae; Streptophyta; Magnoliopsida; Brassicales; Brassicaceae
Source: the annotation of a GenBank genome assembly